AUGGGUAACAACCAGGUUUUCGCUGUCACAGUCGGAGCGGGCAUGAUUGGUGGCUUUUACGGCCUCGGAACAGACACUUUCUCCAGCACCGAGGAUAUCUGGGAGGGUGUUCUUGGAAUUGUCGCAGCGAUCAUCAUCACUAUCAUGGGGGCUGCCCUCCUACGUGUGUCUAAACUUCAAGAUAAAUGGCGUAUCAAGCUCGCCAGGGCCCUCCAACACGAGCACGACCCUAAUGAGACAAAGAAGGGCCGUGUGAAGAGAUGGUUGGAGAAAUAUGCUAUGUUUAUCCUGCCAUUUAUCACGGUUCUCCGUGAGGGGCUCGAGGCCGUUGUCUAUGUUGGUGGCGUUGGAUUGGGCCUUCCUGCUUCUUCCUUCCCCUUGGCUGUGUUUUGCGGCCUUUUGGCUGGUUUUGUAGUGGGCUAUAUUAUCUACCGAGGUGGACGACAGACUUCGAUGCAGAUAUUCCUGAUUAUUUCGACUUGCUUCCUCUACCUCGUUGCUGCCGGUCUUUUCUCGCGUGGGGUCUGGUUCUUGGAGAACAACACCUGGAACCACACUAUCGGAGGUGAUGCCGCAGAGACUGGUGCCGGCCCAGGUUCCUAUGAUAUCCGACAGAGCGUCUGGCACGUGAACUGUUGUAGCCCGCUGAUCGGAGGAGGUGGUGGUUGGGGCAUCUUCAACGCGCUUUUUGGUUGGACCAAUUCUGCCACAUACGGCUCUGUGAUCUCUUACAACUUAUAUUGGGUCAGUGUCAUGGUUGGCUACGGACUGAUGUUCUACCGUGAAAGGCGCGGAGCUAUCCCCGUCAUUGACCCGGCUAUAAACAGCGUCGCAAGGGCCAAGGCCAGAGCCAGAGCGUUUAUUCUGCGGCGUCCCUAUGAAGAUCCGGUACUCGUGGAGGCAACACCCCCCGUUUUGGACAAGCGUGCAGUGACUGGCGUUUUGGCUCUCUAG
Messenger RNA from Penicillium griseofulvum, 954 nucleotides. Its product is annotated as Iron permease FTR1. Gene Ontology annotation, molecular function: ferrous iron transmembrane transporter activity. The transcript is spliced from 3 exons. NCBI's taxonomy places the organism in Eukaryota, Fungi, Ascomycota, Eurotiomycetes, Eurotiales, Aspergillaceae. Gene Ontology annotation, biological process: iron ion transmembrane transport. The record is from RefSeq and is a predicted model, not a curated record. Gene Ontology annotation, cellular component: plasma membrane; high-affinity iron permease complex. The coding region runs from base 1 to 954 and encodes 317 amino acids.